Messenger RNA from Aspergillus saccharolyticus JOP 1030-1, 1623 nucleotides. RefSeq names its product PXA domain-containing protein. Gene Ontology annotation, biological process: protein targeting to lysosome; endosome to lysosome transport; early endosome to late endosome transport. NCBI's taxonomy places the organism in Eukaryota, Fungi, Ascomycota, Eurotiomycetes, Eurotiales, Aspergillaceae. The transcript is spliced from 2 exons. Bases 166 to 1500 code for a protein of 444 amino acids. The record is from RefSeq and is a predicted model, not a curated record. Gene Ontology annotation, cellular component: early endosome; extrinsic component of endosome membrane; late endosome. Gene Ontology annotation, molecular function: phosphatidylinositol binding.
UCAUCCCCUCCGCCUGUUGUAGUUGCUGCUUCAUCAACAUCGCUCUCCAUCACGCGCUGGCAUUAGCUGAUGGGGCUGGCAAUCCGACAGUCUUGCAGUCUGAAUCCACACCACGCACUUCUCUAACCAUAGCGAUCCGGUAUUGCUUCUUCCACUGGCGAUGAAAUGACCAGCGACCCUCUCCGCCCGGGUCUCCAUCCGCUGUCGCAACUCAAGGCUGGCCCAACUACCUCCAGCUCCAAGUCGACGGCGUUGUCGGCUUCUUCAAUCCCACCGCUGCCCGCAUCACCAAGACCUAGUCGACCCCAAUUGUCCAAGACACCUACUCGGGAUGAUACUGCUAGUGCGACAAGCGACAAGGCAACUGUCGCUCUGAUCAGACGCGUCCUGUGUCCGCAGCCGGGCAACCAUGGCAGUGCUUCCACGCCCCCACCUCUGGAAGAGCUGUUGCCUCCCUUGACAAGCUCAAACGAACUAGAUCGUCAACUCUACGCUCUGUUAGCAAUUGUAGUGAAGGAAUUUGUCCUUUCUUGGUACUCGAAAAUCACAGCGGAUCAGGUUUUCAUCAAUGAACUCAUUCAGGUCAUUGCGCACUGUACCCGCGCUCUUGAGCAAUGGAUACGUGAAACCGAUGUUGCGCAGUUGGUGCUCGAUGAGAUUCCAGCUCUGAUAGAGACGCAUAUUAGUUCGUACAGGCUAGCCAAACGACAGUCUGAACUCAGCGAGCUAUCGCCGACGCUACGCGAGAUCUACCAUUCUUUGAACCCUCACCCAGGUCUUUCUCCCGUGCGGAGCCCGUCAAACGCCCAGAGCAUCGCGCAACAAGAAGAGGUCGAAUCCAUAUACAGGCAGUUGCUGGUGCAAGGGACGCUUGCGAUCCUCCUUCCAACGGAAGACCUUGAGAAUGUUUGUUUACGGACCAUAUUAGGCGAUAUCAUGGCAGAUCUUAUCCUAGGCAAUGCAGUGGCUGGAAAAAUUAGUGACGGAUGCUUCAUUCUGGAAAGUCUCACAAAAGUGGUUGAUAAUGCUGGGCGCGAAAGUCGCCAGGAGGAUGCAAUCACAGCUCAGUCCCGCCAGCGUUCCCGAUUGCACGAAUAUGGCUUAAUUUCGUCGCGAGAGGAGCUAUUGAAAGGCUCGUCACACCCACCGACCUCAGUACCAGUCCCGGACUGGACGUGGCAGAUUCUGCAAUUUGGGUAUCUCGCGUAUGUGACCCUACGCUUCAUUGUAGUAGGUUUAUUUCGCGUUUCAUCAACGAAUCUGGCGACCUCCUCUCGGACUUCCACUUCACCAACCAGCAAAGCGAGCGAGACACAUAGCAUGUGCACGAGCUCGACGAGGCGACCUGUGCUCAAGUAUCGGCUCUACAGUAUGCUCGCUCAACUCCUGGAUAUACCUCGGCGGAUGCCAUGGCUUGGGGGAUUCCUCGCCCUGCUUCAGCACUUGAUCCUGGCGGGUCCAGGUAAAUUGGGUGACACAGAUAGUGUUCUUGACAGGUAAGUUGCCUUUUUUUUUUCUUGAGUAUCCCCUCCGGUCCUUUCCCCUCUUUCGCCAAGCACUUUUCAAGUCCUCCGAAAUCGACACUGCGAAUGGUAGCGUUACCUUGAACCUGUGGAGAAGCGG